Myotis myotis is the source of this 4052-nucleotide messenger RNA. RefSeq names its product CD99 molecule like 2 (gene CD99L2). The record is from RefSeq and is a predicted model, not a curated record. The transcript has 10 exons. Bases 126 to 1067 code for a protein of 313 amino acids. NCBI's taxonomy places the organism in Eukaryota, Metazoa, Chordata, Mammalia, Chiroptera, Vespertilionidae.
CCUGCGGUGGUGGCAAGGCUCCUCCUCCUGCUGCUCCGCCUCUUUCCCCGCUCCAUCUGGACCUACUCCUCGGGUGCUCUCGCGCAAACUGUUCUCCUCUGGGUCCCCUCCGUCCGCUCCCAGCAAUGGUGGCCUGGCGCUCGGCGUUCCUCAUCUGCCUCGCUUUCUCCUUGGACACUCUGGUCCAGAGAGGAUCCGCGGACUUUGAUUUUGAUCUGAGUGAUGCAUUGAAAGAAACUUCCUCAGUAAAGCAGCGAUGGGACCAUGUCACUACCACAACCAAGAGGCCUGGAACGACCAGAGCUCCGGCAAAGCCUGCAGGUGAUGAUUUUGAAUUGGCUGAUGCUUUGGGUGAUCGAGAUGAUGGCCGCAGAAAGCCAAGUGCAGGAGGAGGAGAGCGAUGGGACCAUGUCACUACCACAACCAAGAGGCCUGGAACGACCAGAGCUCCGGCAAAGCCUGCAGUUGAUGAUUUUGACUUGGCUGAUGCCUUGGAUGAUCGAAAUGAUCGAGAUGAUGGCCGCAGGAAGCCAAGUGCAGGAGGAGGAGGUUUUUCGGACAAGGAUCUCGAAGACGUAUUAGGGGGUGGUGACUACAAACCAGACAAGGGUAGAGGUGAUGGCCGGUAUGGCAACAAUGAUGACUCUGAAGCUGGAAUGUCACCAGAGACUGGCACCAUUGCCGGUGUGGCCAGUGCCCUGGCCAUGGCCCUGAUUGGCGCCGUCACCAGCUACAUCUCCUACCAGCAGAAGAAGUUCUGCUUCCGCAUCCAGCAUCCCAAGAAGUCACUGCCCUGGUGUCCCUGCUCCUCCCCGUGUGAGCCAGAACAUCUUAAAAUACGUGGAAUUGUGAAUUGUUUUAAAGGAGUAGGAAUGCAAGAGAAAAAAAUAAAUGUAGUUUUACCCCUUCCUUUACAUGCUAGAUUUGUGAAAGCUAGGAUGCAUCUGUUUUAUGCCAUGGUUUUCUAUAAGAUGUGGUACAAAUGGAAUUCUGUCUUGGAAGCUGUCAGGUACCCGUGGGAAUGCUAUUGGGCGGGGGCAGAAAAACCACACUUGUUGGUUUUAUAAGCACAGCUUUGAUGUGUCACUGUUUGCUAAGAGUGUAUCCCUAAGACUGGUGAUUUUUAGUUCAAGGGACAGUAUCUGACUCAGCAGUAGAUUUCCUCUUUCCUAAAUUUAGGAUUAUCCCCUAUGAGGCUUCUCUUACCCUUGCUCUAGGACUCUGCCCUUAAUUCUAGCUGGGAGCUGAGCUCCCCAGAAAAUUAACCCAAGUCCCAGAAUGUUUUGAAUGUGGAUAUUGCUGAAAUCUCCAACUACUUUUUCAUCUGGCCAUCAUAUUUGCUUCUUUUACUCUUAUACAACAUUCUUGACCAGGGCCACCACAUACAGCUACACAGACUGCGCACAGUAUUCUGGGGGCACCAUUCACAUCUCAGUACACAACCUGUGCAACUGUUCAUGGUCUCCCUGCUGGAGAUACUGUCACCUCACCAGGAAUUGCGAAGCUUGGCUGUAGAGUGGUGUGAACAAGGAAGAGUCAGGAGUGCAGACCUGGAGGCUGGAUUGUCCUUAGAGCUUUCCUUUGUCCCAGCAUAAAAUAAAAGAAACGGACUGGCUUAAAACAACAGAAAUCUAUUCUCUGCCAGUUCUGGAGGCCAGAAGUCCAAGAUCAGGGUGUCAGCAGGGUUGGUUUCUUCUGGGAGCUCUAGGAAAUGAUCCUUUCUUGCCUAUUCCAGGUUCUGGUGGCCCUAGAUGUCCCAUGGUAUAUGGUUGCAUCACUUCAGUCUCUGCCUCUGUCUUCACAUGGCCUUUCCCUCUGUGUCUGAUUCUCCUAUUUUGUCUCUUAUACAGACACUUGUCAUUAAAUGUAGGGUCCACCUGGAUAAUCCAGCCUGAUCUCAUCUCAAGAUCCUUAACUUGAUCACUUCUGCAAAGACCCUUUUCCAAAUAAGGUCACAUUUACAGGUUCCAGGACAUAUCAUAUCUUUUUGGGGGCCACCAUACACUCCAGUACAGCAUCAUUACCCAAAGAGUAAGAACUCCCACAGCCCCACUGAUUAGGAAUGACGUACACCCUCAUCUCAUAGGUGAACAGAGGCACAGACAGUCCUUGAAGGAACUUACUCCAGAUGGGAAGCCAUGAAUCCAGAAGGGGUACCAGUAGGUAGAAACAGGGAGGAGAAAAAAAGGUUGAUUUCCAAACUAAAAAAGAGAUGUCUGGGUUGUAUCUGUUUGUCUCUGUGGGGGUACUAAGGUGAAAUGAAAAUACAUUAUUUUCACAUAAAACAGACAGAUAUGAGCUUUUCAAAUUGGAUUAUCAGGGAAGCCAAAUAAAAUGUGAACACAUGAAGGACUUGGUGUGUAGAACUGAGCAAUUUAUAUAAUAUUUGGGAAAGAAUAAACCCAAAAGAGGGAGUGUUAAUGACAGCUGAAAGUUAUGUGGCAACAAAGCUGGAGGGCAUGGAUGUGACCUUUCUGGGGGGUAGCCUCGAGGUGAGGGUAUUGCUGGGCCAGGCAGUGGGGGUGAGCCUGCUGGCAGGGUGGCAUAGGCGAGGGAAGCAAGUGGGCUUGUAGGACUAUGAUGGCUCCAAAGAAGUUCAUGGAACCCACUGGCCUCACAGAUCCCUGAGUGGGAGCCAAUAGGCCUCUCCCCAACCCCCCAUUCAGUCUAAAGGAAGGCUUCCCUCCUGCCACAGACUUCAGACUACACCCUCUGGCUCCUGUAUGAGUGGACCCUCGUCUUUGGCCCUGUUUUUCCCCCCCUUCAGUCUGUUAAUGAUGUCAUUAUCAUUGCUUAACCUACAUUGUCCUGAAUCCCUUUACUGGACACUUGUGCAAGUGCUAACAUCACCCCCAAUUUACACAGAAGGGAGCUAAGUGUGAAGUAUCCCCCAGUUUUGAAAAGGACAUCUUUUGCUUCUGUAUCCACUCCCUGUACUACCAAAUUUCUCUUCAGAGUUUUUAAGUUGUGUCCACCCCAUCCUUGUGGCCCCUCUCACAGAUUCCACCAGUCCUCCUGGAUCCUCCUGUCUCCUCAUGCCACAUCCGUGGUUUACCAAUCCUGGGGCUUGUGCCCCCUGCUCUGGGGUCACACCACCACCAUGGCCCAUGCCUUUCCAGGGCCAGGUCUCCUAGUCCUCUAUCUGGAUGGUUCCAUCAGCCUCCUGCCUGCCCCAGUGUUCCCCAUACUUCCCCCUGCACGGAGCAGCCAGAAGGACCUGCUUAAAAAUGCACAGAACCAGCUCUGCCAGGACCUCCCAUGUUCCCCACUCCUCCCAGGUAAUGGCUGAGCCCCUGAGCUUGUCAUUCUGUGGUUGGUUCCACUCAAACCACAGCCCUGCCCUUUCGCUCCCCUCCCCACCCUUGCAGCCAUGGCCCCAUAAGAUUUUCUCCAUAGCCAUACUCACUUCCUUGAGUGUGCCUUGGGGCCUCCAGCAUCCUCUCUUGCUGUCCCCUCUUCACUUAGCCUUUCUCAUUCUUUGGGCCUGGGUUACCUUCCCAGGAAGCCUUCCGACCCUCCCAGCCUGAUGGCCCUGACUAGAUGUCUCUCCUGGAUGUGCCCACAGCGCCCCCUGCUGACUGGUAUGGAGAUCAUGAGGAAGGAUUGGGCUUGGUGGUUUGUUUCUGUAUCUGUGACUGCUUCCCUGUUCACUCUCUGGACUGUCAGCCUGUGGGAAGACUGUGUGUGCUUCAUGUGUUAUGUACCUGGUACCUACACUGGGUGGGAAUCAGGAGGAAUCCCAUGGAUGUGGGGUGGCUAAAACCACUGUGAAGCUGGGGGCUGGGACUUCCUGCCCAGGGUGGCCUCAACUAUCACUGCAUGGAGGUCAGGAAAAGCAGAGCAGAAACCACUCUGCACGGGGUGCACCAGCAAGCCCCCCAAGGGAUGGCAUGUGGCUACUAGGAGGGUCUCUCCCCAAUGUGGCCCUCAGGGGCUUCCAGCCUUUUCUGCCAUCAAAAGGGCUCAGGUUUUGGGGACCCUUUGCUUCCCAUCUCUGCCUUCAGUGCCAAGGGCCAGCGUGUUUCACCAAAAGCCCGUGUGCUUUGUUGCCG